Nothobranchius furzeri (turquoise killifish) is the source of this 2753-nucleotide messenger RNA. It is a transcript of the gene golt1ba, whose product is annotated as golgi transport 1Ba. The record is from RefSeq and is a predicted model, not a curated record. Gene Ontology annotation, biological process: retrograde transport, endosome to Golgi; endoplasmic reticulum to Golgi vesicle-mediated transport. Gene Ontology annotation, cellular component: endoplasmic reticulum; membrane. Lineage: Eukaryota; Metazoa; Chordata; Actinopteri; Cyprinodontiformes; Nothobranchiidae.
CCCGGAAGUUUAAAUGCCACGAAGGAGUGUUUCCGGAAGACGUGGCUGUUGAUUCAGUGGAACCUGUCAUCUGCAGAACUGUCAUCUAAAACCUACAUUGAGACCAUUAGAAGAUUUAUUUAAACUUUUCCUACUUGUUUUUCUUUUCCCUUCUGUCGUUAAGAUGAUUUCGCUAACGGACUCCCAAAAGAUUGGGAUGGGAUUAACAGGCUUCGGUGUGUUUUUCCUGUUCUUUGGGAUGAUCCUUUUCUUUGACAAGGCACUGCUGGCUAUCGGGAAUAUCCUGUUUGUCGCUGGACUCGCUUUCGUCAUCGGGUUGGAGAGGACUUUCCGAUUCUUCUUUCAGAAGCACAAGAUGAAAGCCACCAGUUUCUUCCUGGGAGGGAUUUUUGUGGUGCUCAUUGGUUGGCCUAUCAUCGGAGUCUUGCUGGAGAUAUAUGGGUUUUUUCUUUUAUUCAGGGGUUUCUUUCCUGUUGUUGUGGGCUUUAUCAGAAGAAUACCUGUUCUUGGCUCCAUCCUAAACCUGCCCUUCAUCAGUGCAUCUCCGUAAGGCUCUGAGGACAUUCAGCAGUAGUGUAUGUGGACAAAGUGGGUGAGAGCAACUCGAUGGUAUAACAGAGACUUUUGUCCAGGAGAGACUGAUUGAGUUCACCUGGCCUCCGCGGCUCUGAGUUAAGACACAGGUCUCUCUCUCCAGCAGGCAGACAGUUUCUGUCUCUAGCCUCAUCGCACCACCACCUGGAGCUUUCUCAGUGUCUUUCCCCCCCCCCAUUCCCUAAAGGUUGGACUCACUGAGGUCACUACGGUAAAUAUUCAGAUGCUUUGAUCCUAUCCUUCAGCGUUUCUGCAUGACAGAGACUCCAGGCUUCGGCCGUGCUGACAUCGAUGACCUUACGUGUGUGGAACAGACAGAAGUGCCCUCCUCCCACACACAGACCUCCAUCCUGAAGUUGCCAUGAACUUUUUAUGCCAGUGCUUUAACUUUAUCUGCAUUUUGUCUUAUUGCAAUUAUUUUAUGACACUUUUGUUGUUUGUCUUUAUUCUACCAGAUAUCUGCCCUGUUGAUUGGCUAAGAUAGCUUCAGUAUAAAUUAUUUUUAAAUGAUUAAUGCUUCAAGUUAUUUCAUGUCACUAUUUGUUGUGUUUGUCACCAAACUAGUAAAGGUGUGUUAUGGGGAAGUGAAUCAGGUGUAGAAAGAUGUGUAAAGCUUACAUGAAGUUAGCCGACAAACUGAAAUUAAAGCCUCCUGGAACAGUUAGCCAGCAGGGACCCAGCCAGUUAGUUAGUUGCUGUCAGGGUCUCUGGGCUACAGCGGGUGUGGACAACACGUUAAGUGUCCACGAGGAGAUCACAAAACUUAUCCGUUUCCUCUGGUGAGUUUUUAACAUGCUCCAAAACAAAUUUUUUUGUCACCGCUCUGAGUCUGAUGGUAGAGAAGUAUGGCCCAACCAGACAUAAAACUUGUUGCAAAUGCAUUGCAGAAACCAGUUCAAUGGGUUGACACUGGAAAAACUUGUGAUUUCUCUCAAUUUUAUGCCUUCUGAGUUUGUAUUACACUGGGAUGUGGCCAUGUGGAGAAAAUCUGCUUUCAGAUGGAAUCGCCCUGAAUUAGCAAACGCUGACAUUAGUCCAGCUUUUGUCGUCACUGAUGGAAACCAGACUGAGACAGACUCCAGACCUGUUCUAGGUGCUCAUGACUGAUUAUGUUGAGCAAAUUCGUCUCAUUGUUUAAAUGUCAGUCGACCCGGAAUAAAACUGAAUGCCCGUGAACAUGUCGAAACCUCUUUUCUGAAUGUGGUUUGUCUUCACCAGUCAGCCCAGUCUGAUACUGGUUUUAAUGCUUUUUUAAGUUACACCUACUACUCGCCUGUCUCAUAAGUUUUUCUUUUUGUAAAAAGGUUUGCACUUUGUCUAAACAUUCAGUUAUUUGUGUUUCUAGUCAAGCAGACUCCAGCUGUCAGAAUUUAUAAGGGAUCAAAUGAAGGAUCACUAACAUAUUGAGGACUGUGGUUUAAAUAUGGUGAUAACAGCACAGAGAACCCUUAGGAUAUGCGUUUUACUUUGUGAAAUAGAUUAAAUAUGAAAUUAUUGGGAAUUUAAGAAGUGAAAGUACUUUAACUGAAUUUCCAGACGAGAACCAGAAUGUGUUCCUGAUUGUUCUUUUAUCUGACUCUCUGAGACCUGAACGUCCUCUUCAUCAGUCUGGUUCCUCUUCCUCAUCCAGCUGCUCUGCAGGAUGGAGCCUGGGAGUUCAGGUUCCACCAGAACUGUUCUAUUGGACUGUCUAGACUGUUUUCUGGUACUGAACUCUUCUGUAGACUGAUGAAUCUUCAUCCUGACUUCAUCAUCAUCAAACCUGCUUUCAGCUGAUGGUUUGAGGGCCAGAACCAAACUAAGUGCAGAUCAGACUAGACUGGUUCUCCUCGGUCCACUAGAACCUGGUUUUCUCUUCCAUAGAUUGCCUUUUUUUUUUGUUUUUUUUUUUUUUGUUUGUUUUUUUUGUUUUUUUUGUACAGAACCUUCUGGUUCCAGCUGGUCCAACAUCAUCCUUGCUGGUUUUGUAUCUUAGGAACUGGACUGGCUUUAAGAUUCAGUUGAUGCGUUCUGAGUUUUUGUUUCCUGUCAGGCGCAGCUUUAGACUUGAUGAUGGUUUCAGUUCCUCUCUGAUUUAAAUGCAUUUUAUUUCUAACCUUUUGCUUGGUUAGAACCAGAAGCUGAGGUUUGUGUCUGUUAUUAAAGCAUCCUCGUUCUCA